AUGUUUAGGUUUUCAUCAUUCAAUUUAUUGAAAUACAACGGAAGAUGGUCUUCCUCUGCUCUUGCUGUUAGAAAAUCAUCCUCCUUGUGGAUGAGUGGUGGUUUGAAUAAAUUCUCAAUUUCCGGAGGAGAAAACCAAGAACGAUUGAAAUCAUUUUCUUCAUCAAGCGAUAAGGAGCCUUCAUCGAAAAGAAAAGAAAACGACCGAUGGGAUAGGUCCAAGAAUAUUGCUGGUUCCAAAUCUGCUCCAUCAUCCUCGGAUAAAAAGCCUUCUUCUUUCAGAGAAGAUAGAUUUGAACGAAAGCCAUCCUUCAACAGAGAAAGAGGAGAUGACUUCAGAGGAAGGGAAAGAUUUGAAAAGAAGCCUUCAUCGUUCAAUCGGGAAGAACGAUCCAUGAAUGAUAGAAAGCCAUUCCGAAGGGAAGACUCCAAGUUUGAGCCUUCAUUUGACAGAAAGCCAGAGAGAAGAAGCUCAUUCCGUGAUUCUAGACGAGAUGAUUGGGGUGAAGAAUUUUCUUCCCGUAGAGGUUCUCGUACUUUUGAGGACGCAAAACCAUCAAGUAGAUUUGAAGAAAAACCUGCUUUUGGCAGAAGAGCCUCUUUCAGUGGAGGUGAAAGUGUGAAAGAUUCCAGCAAGUCACGCUCAAGAUUUGACGAGGAUCGAUUCGAACGAAGGCCAUUCUCCGACAGAAAACCUUCAUUCAUCACUGGCAGCAGAGAAGACAGAUUUGAACGAAAGCCAUCCUUCAACAGAGAGGAGAGAUUUAGAGAAGAUAGAAACGAAUUUAGGGGAAGAGACAGAUUUGACAGAAGCAGAACACCAUCCAAGCCAAGAUUCGAAGAUGAUUCAUUUAAAGGAGGUGUUAGAUCUGGCAAGAAUGAGAGGUUCAACAGCAGUCGAGAUUUUGAUGCUCCAAAGAAACGAACAUUUGGUGAAGAGUCUCGAAUGGAAAGUAGAAGUCCACGUGGAUCAAUGACUGAGAACAAGCAGCCACCAUCACGUAGCAAAGAUGUCACAAAGGAGUUGUCAAGCUCAAAAUCAAAACGACGUGCUGUCAUCGAAGACGAUGUCGAUGAUUGGGAAGAUUUCCAAGAUUUGACUCCAUCCAAGAAGACCAGCUCCAAAAAGAAGGCCGAAAAAGUUGAAGAGCCCGCAAAAGUUCCAGAACGAAAUCCACGCGAGAUUGAGAGAAGAGCAAUGAUGGCCAAUACUGGCAAGCAUGCAGCUUCUGCAGGAGUUGCGCACGUGCUCAGUCAGUCCAGAGGUGGACAAUCAAACACAAAGGCAACUAACCAAUCACUUCCUAACGUGACAUUUAUUUCUAAUCCUUCACAACGCAAUUAUGAUAUGGACCAAGCAUAUGAUUUCUAUGACAAUGGUUUGAAUGAGAAUGGAGACGAAUAUUUAGACGAGUUCGAUAAUGACGACUAUUACUUUGGAAAUAUGAGAGAAUGGGAACUCGAAAACAUUUUGAGCCAGUUAAAAAAGUAA
Naegleria lovaniensis is the source of this 1491-nucleotide messenger RNA. RefSeq lists its product as uncharacterized. The record is from RefSeq and is a predicted model, not a curated record. The coding region runs from base 1 to 1491 and encodes 496 amino acids. Lineage: Eukaryota; Heterolobosea; Eutetramitea; Acrasida; Naegleriidae. The transcript has a single exon.